AUGGAAACAAUGGACGUAGCUCAAGAAGGAACAUCGACGGUUUCAACGCCUGUUGUGGAAAAUGGACCUGACAAGAAUGUUACUGCCGAAGAAAUGACGUCGAGGGAUUAUUAUUUCGACUCAUAUGCACAUUUCGGCAUCCACGAGGAAAUGUUAAAAGAUGAAGUCCGCACUCUCACCUACAAAAAUGCCAUGUACCACAAUAAGCAUUUAUUUCAAGGAAAGACAGUCCUCGAUAUAGGCUGUGGAACUGGGAUCCUGUCGAUGUUUGCAGCUAAAGCAGGUGCUACCAAGGUCUUAGCGAUAGAGUGCUCCAACAUUGUUGACUAUGCUCGUAAAAUUAUUGAGGCAAACAGACUCGAUGAUGUCAUUGAGAUUAUUAAAGGAAAGGUGGAGGAAGUUGAAUUACCAGUUGACAAAGUGGACAUCAUAAUAUCAGAAUGGAUGGGCUACUGUCUAUUCUAUGAGAGUAUGCUUGAUACGGUGCUAUAUGCCAGAGAUAAGUGGCUCAAGCCAGAUGGGAUGAUGUUUCCAGAUAGAUGUACAUUAUUUAUAUGUGGUAUAGAAGAUCGGCAAUACAAAGAUGAGAAGAUCAACUGGUGGGAUGAUGUGUACGGCUUUGACAUGUCUUCAAUCAGGAAGGUGGCUAUAUCUGAACCCCUUGUAGAUGUGGUUGAUGCUAAACAGGUUGUCACGAAUUCAUCCUUAUUAAAAGAAAUAGAUUUAUACACAGUCAAGAAAGAGGAUCUUAAUUUUGAAUCAAAAUUCCAUUUGCAUGUCCGUCGGAACGACUUUAUCCAAGCCUUAGUGACGUACUUCAACGUUGAGUUCACGAAGUCACACAAACGUCUCGGGUUCAGUACCGCGCCGGACGCUCCCUACACGCACUGGAAGCAGACAGUCUUCUACUUUGAUGAUUUUAUGACGGUAAAGAAAUUCGAAGAGAUAACGGGUACAUUCUCGAUGCGCCAGAACGCAAGGAACAAUCGCGACUUGGACUUUGAGAUCGAGAUCGACUUCAAGGGGGAACUCUGUCAGGUCAACGAGAAGAAUCACUACAGGAUGCGCUAGUUUUGAUUAUUUUAAUUUUUUUUUAUGAAACAAAUUCAAGUAUAUUUUGUACAUGUUACCGUCUAGUAAGAUCACUUAUAUGUAUGUUCCGUAGCCGUGACGGAUUGACACAAUGUCUUCAUGUACAUGUUUAGUGAGAUUAGAAUUUUUAAUUGGUCGUACAGUAUUUUGUUAUUGUUGUUCAUUAAAUUCAUAUUUGUUACAACAAUGUCACCGAGACCAAGAGUCUAUCUUGCUUCUCGCAUCCUUCUACCAUCCAAUAGGUAGUCGGUUCGAGACUAGUUCACUGUUUUUUAUUGUCUCCACUGUCGUGUAGUUUGAAUUAUGUUCAUGAAUACUCACAAUUGGUUGCCAAACAAAUGUAUUUACAAUAGUAUUGUGAUAGCAAAUCUGACAGCUGCCUUGAAGUUAUCAUGUGAUAAUUAAAAAAAAAAUGUGUUUAUCAAUCGUCAUUGUUACCUGCAUGCAAGAGAAUGCCCUCCGCAGAGCUCGUGGUGUGCUGGAGGAGGUCUCUUCACACACAAACCAGUUUUUUGUUCUGUAAACUGCGGACGUGUACUGUCCGUGUGUGGAUAAUUCAUUAACUGUCCUUGCUGACAUAUUUAUAAGACUAAAAAUAAAAUACUUUCUUAUA
Bombyx mandarina (wild silkworm) is the source of this 1705-nucleotide messenger RNA. It is a transcript of the gene Art1, whose product is annotated as arginine methyltransferase 1. The record is from RefSeq and is a predicted model, not a curated record. NCBI's taxonomy places the organism in Eukaryota, Metazoa, Arthropoda, Insecta, Lepidoptera, Bombycidae.